Molecule: messenger RNA, 2136 nt
Organism: Hyaloperonospora brassicae
Lineage: Eukaryota; Oomycota; Peronosporomycetes; Peronosporales; Peronosporaceae
Source: the annotation of a GenBank genome assembly
AUGGGCAUCGACUGGACGCCUUCGAACGAGGAGAAUCAAUGGCGUCGCACGUUCUGCCAAGUGCCGUUUCCCACCAUCUACGAGCACGCGGACAAGGGCAAGCGCAGUCUCGAGGGCCUCGUGGCGUUCUGUCGUGGCAAAGCUGCGGUCGAGCGCAGUGCGUGCAACGCGCUGCGGGAGCUCCUCCAAAGCGGCCAAACGCACGUGUUGGAAGAGCGGGGGACAGGCAGUCGACGCGCGUUGCUCGAGUUACGGGCGUUCGUCAACGCCACGUGCAGACAGCAGCUGGGGAUGGCCCAAGUACUGGACGAACAGGUUGCAGGGCCUCUUGCGUCGUUGCAGAGCGCGUCCGAGGCGUACAUUCAGACGCUCAAGAGCGAGAUUUUACAUGCAAACAGAGCGUACGAAGCUGCGGCGGAAGGUCAGCGAGAAGCUUCGGACUGGUGCCGUCGAGCGACGGUGGAACUGCGUGACGCGAAGGACCGACAGAAGAGAGCGCUGCAUGAGAUCGGUAUACCCGAGUUCGAGCUGCAACGACUGGCCGCUCGAGUGGCCAAGUGCGAGGAAGAGCAGGCUCAGGCAGUGCUGGCGCGAGCGCGGACGAAGACGGCGCUGUACAACCGCAUCAUCUCGCGCGACGAGAUGUCCAUGGCUGUGAGUGUCGCGUACCAGAAAGCCGAGGAAGAGCGCUUGGAUCAGCUCCAUGCAAGUCUACGUCGCUUUGUUCGAGUGGAAACGGAACGGCUCGAGGCGUCGCAGCACUUGUUGGCGAAGUUGGCAACGCACGUGCAGAGCUUGAGUCGCGCGGAAGACAUGCAGCUGCUCAUACACAACCAGCGGGAUCCAGACAACCUGCACUUCCAGGGAAAAGCACUGGCGCUGCUGGAUUGGCAGUGGAGCAAAAUGCACGCGGAUCACGGGGGAACGUCUCGGGACUAUGCACCGAGUCUGCUUGAGCGUCGAAGCAGCACCGAAGAUAGUUCAUGCGCGUGGCCUGUGCCACCUUCAGCUUCAACAGCCACGCUGUCUUCUUUGGAACAAGGAUCGGCUAUCGAUGCUGAUGCGUUGGACGUGGCUGUGGCUGCACCGGACAGUCCCCAUACGCUCCUCACGCAGACCCCAAUGAGUGCUGCGCUUCGUCAAUUCUUUGCGCGAGAUAAAGAGCGCCGCGCCUCGUUGUUCAGUGCAGCAGACGAAAGCGAGGCGAGGGAAGAGCCUCUGCGACCGCCAUCUUGCGUUGAUAACUGCGGGUCGGGUGUUUCUCCGCAGAUGUCCAGCGAUAGCCAUGAAGCACGAACAUCGGCUGAGGCUCUCGUGCGUGAAACGUGCAGGACCGCAGACGGUCGUGCUUUGUUCGUCAAGUGUUUGAACCGACAGCGCAGUCUGGAGACCAAAGUGAAGGACCAAGCGAGUUUCGAAGCACUUGUCGCUUGCUUUGACGCGUUCCUUGAUGAGUGUGUUCGUGAAGACGACAUCAAAGCCGCGAAAACCGCCAUGAUUCUGGCUGAGACGUUUUACUAUCCGAAGACGCAGGAACAAGGAGGUCGCUCGGACUCGGCUGACGAUACUGUUCCAGAUUCGUCGCAGCAUCAGCAUGACGAAUGUGCUUCCUCAAAUGACAGCGACGCUGACGACUUGUUGCAACGACAGUCUGCAUUCGACGCGACUUCCAUCGACUGUACCGAGCACACGAGUGAGGAGCUGCUUCAACGCGUCGACGAGCUCCAUUCCUUGCUCCAUGGUGGAGGACUUGGCCGAGGCGCCACACGGACGUACUUACAGGAAGAAGUCAAGAAGCACAGCAUUUGGAAAACGCCGUCGUUUUGGGAAAAAGCGCUCUUGCUAGCAAUUGGCGAAGAACUCCAGCGGACCCCGCAGCCGUGCCCGUGGGAAGAGCUACCGAGCGGUGUUCCCAAACCCGAUGGUCUGCCGUCACGCGAAGAAGCCGUGUGUCGUGUGCACAACAUUGUGUUUGGCCAGCUCGGUUCGUUCACACUGAGUAUGCUCGAGUUUGACGUCCCACUCUUGCAGAUCGAGUCGUUUGUGGAGACCAUGUGCGACGCGCACGAACUCACGGAAGACCAGCGGUUCCUCCUGCGCAAGAAUUUACACGAGAUUGUCAAUGCAGUGCGGUAA